Molecule: messenger RNA, 1751 nt
Organism: Scatophagus argus
Lineage: Eukaryota; Metazoa; Chordata; Actinopteri; Scatophagidae
Gene: vtcn1
Product: V-set domain containing T cell activation inhibitor 1
Exons: 6
Coding region: 586-1434 (282 amino acids)
Source: RefSeq, a predicted model, not a curated record
CUUUGGAAGAAUUAUUCACUACUGAAUGGCAUCAACCUCAGCCAAUCCUUAAGCUUUUCCUCCAUGAGACACUGAAAUUUACUCCACCUUGAGUAAACCUUUGGAGGAAAUUCAGCAUACUUAUCAUACUUCCGUCUAUACGCACUGAUUAUCUUUGCAAAAUGUCAACCGGCUGUAGCCAGUUAUAGUUGCUAAAGUCCAAGUCAUAUAUGCAUCCUAAAAAUCAGUUUUUACAGCAUGUUACCAAAUGUCAUUCUGGAAAGCAAACUGCUAAAACAGAGGCCCACUGGUUUUGUAAAUAAAUAGCAUUCAACUUCACUGUAUGAGCUACUUCGACGACAUGUCAACAAGCAUGAAGUACACGCCUUAAAGGUAAUAUUUACUUAUGGUGUUGUGCUGAAAGUGCUGUGAGGGAGACCAAAAAGGAAAAGAGCAGACUGUCAUUCUGAGCAGAAGAGGUCUGUCUGGUUGUGGAGUAUGUGUGUUAGUGAAUGUUAGUCUAAUGCUGGAUAUUUAGGAGGAAUGGCAUGACUGGGCCUUUGACUUAAGCAACAGGAUCAAACUCAAGAAGUUUUGUCAGCAGCGAUGGCUUCCCUUGGGCACAUCAUCUUCUGCAGCAUGAUUACUCUCAUCGUCUUAUUCUCGGCCAUCAUCAUCCUCAUCUUAGCCUUGACGUUCUCAAGAACUUUUGUGCAAGGAAGAUUGAAAAAGUCUUCGUCUGAAGUGAUGAGCCUCAGCACGUUUCCCAUUGCCAGCCUUGGUGGGGAUGCGCUUCUUAGCUGCUAUCUUCGCAAAAAAAGUGAACAAGCCACACUCAGCAAAGUGUCAGUCACCUGGGAGAAGGAAGGACUGGAGGGACUUGUUUACCAGUACAAUAAUGGAGCUCCUGAUCUCGGGGACCAGAACUCACAGUUUAAAGGGAGAACUCAGCUCUUCCCUGAUGUUUUAGUCACAGGGAAUGCCUCUUUGCUGCUGAGGGAUGUGAAACAGAGUGACGAGGGUGUGUACACCUGCAGCAUCAGCUCCUCUGAUGGAGGAGGAAAUGUCAACAUUCAUCUCAGAACAGCAGCCUUUUCAGCGCCCACAUUCACACUCUCAAAUGACAUCCUGACUGCUGAAGCAAAAAGCUGGUUCCCUAAACCAACUGUGACAUGGUUGGACGGAAAUGGCAGCGUUCUACAAGGAACCACACAACUGACAGAAAAUUCUGCAGGGAUAUUCAGUGUAAUCAGCACACUGCAGCCAGUCAAUGUCAGCGACACUUACACCUGCACCAUUGAAAAUAACUUGGUGAUCUCCUUCUCUAAGGCAACUAUUACAGGCUCUCAAGUUUCAGAGAGCACACACAUCACCUACAGCACUGCAUCAUCCCUGCUGGCAUCAACUUUCCUGCACAUUGUGACCGGCAUCCUCUGCAUCUAUUAUCUGACCUAAAAACAAAAACACUCUCUUUCUCUCUCUCUGGAUCUGAGUGUCAAUCUCUUUAUGUGCGCAUGUGUUGUAGUCAAUGACAGGAUUUUCCAGAAUUUUACAUUAAGUAAUGAGUACAUAAAAGCAGUUCUGUCAGAUUAUGUCAGUUAAAUUAUUUCAGUGGGUGUUUUUUUUUGUACGUAAGAGAAUUUAAGCCUGUGGUGCUUUUUCUCAGUUAACUUACACAUUACAUUUCCCUUCACUUUCUCAAAUGUAUGUGUAUGUUUUAAAUAAAAGCUUCAUCUUCAUCGACAUUUUCAGUAAAGAUUUUUAAAGUCCAA